CAAGGAAUUUCAUUUGCUAACACAGAUGGAGCAACAAGAGGAACAAGUGAUAUCGCUUCGAUUGUCCCGGGUGUUGGAGGACAUCGGGGUGAACAGGCCUAUGAUCGUCAGGAGGAGGAGGACAUGGCUGAUGAGGGAAACAGCGAUGACAACUGCAGAAAGAUUUAAGGGUACAAAUUCAUUUUUUUUUCAUUUUGGCAGCCAGAGUGAGGGAACUACAACACCUGGCAUGAAGUCAGACAUAGAUACAUUGGUGUGUCUUAAUAUUCCACAUGUCAUAUUGAACUAUGAUGACUGGCAGCAGGGAAAAGAUUAUCUCCUGGCUGUAAAGACAGAACAGUUACCACCCCAGCACUGUUUGCUGCAACGGCUUAGACCUGACAUUUUAUUACCUCAGACACAUAUGGGACUACCAACUGAUGUCAUAGACAAUGAGGGUAGAGUUUUGCAUACACACAUUCAGGCAGAAAACUGUAAAUUUAUUAGUCAAUUAAACCAGUCAGGUGAAAUUGUGCAGAAUGGCCCAUCAAGAAGCUGGAAUGAAAAUGAUUUUGUAUUUGCCUAUUAUUGUUGCACUCUACCACAAACGUGUCAGAACCUGUUCCGAAGACCCCGGCCAGGUCACUGGCCUAGACUUGAUACACUGACCAAGGCUAAAUACACUGGGGUGUUCCUUGUGCCACAGGGAUAUUCGGAGUUACCUUCGAGAACAUCCAGGUGUCGCUCUUCUGCACUUCAUAUCACUCCAUAUGAACCAUACUAUCCACAGUCGAAAUGGGAAUGGAGGUUUUCUACAUCAAUGAUGGAAAGAUUACUGAUGUUUGAUAUGAACACUGAACAGUGCAAGGCAUAUGUAUUCAUUAAAAUACUAAGAAAAACCUUCUUAUGUCCAAUAGUUGGAGACCGUCUCAGUACAUUUCACAUAAAGACCGCAAUGCUGUUCACAAUAGAGACCUAUCCAUCCGAAAUAUGGCGCGACGACAACCUUGUAAAGUGUGUGAUCUACUGCCUAACUACACUUCGCAGGUGGCUCAGGUUGAAAUACUGCCCACACUACACUAUAGAUAGAGUGAAUCUGUUUACCGGAAAACUAUUUAAACAUGAACUUCGCAUUCUGUCUGCAAUUAUUUCAUCGUUAAUGGAAUCCAACAUGUCCUAUAUUUCACAGAUAGACAUGGAUUUACUGGGAGUCAGGAUGCUGCGUAACAGCAGUGGCAUUCUUUCUGAAAGUAACGAAAUAAAGCAAAACAAUCAACUGAUACUAAAACAUCUGAAUAAACAUUACACUAUUCCGAUAGUAAUUAUGGCUCAUUCUUACAUACUUGGAUUAUUUUUGAACACUUGGGAGGACCUCAAUCCACUAUUCACAAAGCAGCUACACCGCACGUUACAACAAAUAAACCACCAUGGGACUGACUUGGAACGAGAAUCAGUUUUAGUGAUCAUUCCUCUUUUGUAUAGUUCAUUAGCCUCCAUCCUGGCCUCAAGGUGUAUUCACUUUGGACAAUCAAUUACACGAGAAAUUCUCCUCCUAUAUCGUAUGUCUUUUGACUCUGACCUCCUGUCCAGUAGACUAAAGUUUGCCUCCUUUUCGUACUGCAUUAAACAGUAUGAUGCAGCAAUGAUCUGCCUGACCUCCUGUGAGAGCUCUCUGGGGCCUGAAGUAUGGCAUUGUUGUACAUGUAGUGGAAGGAGUCUUACCGAACAUAGCAGUGAGUUCAUGGACUUAUAUGAAAAUUCAACCAACAAUAACAUGUUACGAAAUUAUACUUCAGUAUGUUUACAUUUUAUACCUCAAGAACAGUGCUGUGUACCAAAGUUUUUGGUGUAUGAAAUGUUCAGAACUGUUACAGAUGAAGACAGAGAAAGGAGACAGCCAGAAUUGGAGUAUUCGUGGAUGGACUCGGCAGUCAUUGACUGUGUUCCUUUUCUCCAUUACUUGCAGUACCUCACGUACAGGCAACUGGACAUGCAUAAUAGGAAACAUGCAGCUCUGGAAAAGCUUGAAAAUUAUAUAUAUGUGGACAGUGAAUGUAAUGGUCACAUAGACACAGCCCUCAACAUGCUGGGCAACUGCUAUGAGCUUGAAAACAUACUCGAUGUUGCCUGGACAAAGUACGCCGAAUCUCUUACAAUCUACCCCAGAAACAAUGCGGCCAAUUGGCAUGUGGCUAGACUAUUUCACAAGUUCUUAAACAGCUAAACAAUAUCCUUCUGCUGCUGUCCAAACAUAAGGCAGCACUGAAAUGAACGAGGACUAAGCGGUUAUUACACAAUGAACGUCAUUUUUUUUAUAGAAAAUAACAUUUCCUGACCUUUCCCUAACCAAAUCCCCAUUUUUUCUUUUAAAAGUCUUAAUUCAAUGCUUUUAUUUGAGAAGCAAAAGUAUUGACCAAUAGAUAUAAUUUUAAGAAUGUGAAAUACCAACUGAUUAUUUUAAGUCCCAAUAAAAUAUUCGUUGAAGUAUUUUGAUUAACCAACAUGAAUACUGCUCUAGCCUUAUUUCCUUUUUUCUGUUUCCACUGCCCUUGAUAUCAAUUCCCAAUUUCCCCUGGAUUUUACCCAUUGCCAAAGUUUCCCUGACUAAAUAAAAAUACUUUGCCUUGACAGUUGAAAUGAAAGGGACAAUGGCAUAAGAAGUUGACGAUGAUUGAUAAACCCCACAAACGGUUCAUAGGGAAAAAAUAACGACACUAGCUUUUGUUUUGAUCAAAAGUGGUUGGGAAUGUUGACAUUCCCUUGGAAAAUCUUGAUCAGUCUGCCCAAGUGCUGAGACAUAAGACAUACACAACAGUCUGAUCUAAAGUCACAAAGAGAAAACACUUCCUUGAAUCUGUUUUCAAAAGAGUAGAUAAAAACUGUCAUUAAUAGUGUUUAUGUUGUUUUUAUUUAACAACAAAACAUGUAUUACUUUAUUAAUUUGUUAACAAGAAGGAGAAAAAAAUUCAAUGGUUUUUCACUGUACUACUUUCAUCACAACGAGUAUUCAAAUUCUUUUGGCUACUGAGCUUGUUUCUGUAGUUUUCCAAAUACAUAUUGGGCGUGUUCGUUAAAAAUGUACGUUGAUUACUGUACAUUGUACAGACACCUAUCUACAACCUGAGGUAAAUCAUGUUGAUUUCUA
This is a messenger RNA of Mya arenaria, 3124 nucleotides long. RefSeq lists its product as uncharacterized. The transcript is spliced from 2 exons. The record is from RefSeq and is a predicted model, not a curated record. Bases 26 to 2203 code for a protein of 725 amino acids. NCBI's taxonomy places the organism in Eukaryota, Metazoa, Mollusca, Bivalvia, Myida, Myidae.